AUGGUCGCCGUGCCAUGUGUUUCACCUGCUCUGCUCCGACUAUUCUCACUUUGGGCCGUCUUGACCUUCGUCCACUCGUUCUAUCAACCGCAGCCUGCAUGGAUCUCCCGCAUGACAUGGAUUGCAACAGCUCCCGAUAGCUCGUCGAAAGAACCUCGCCGUCCGCUCGGUGUCUCCAAGCUCCCGCACUCUGAGAACUCGAAUCUGGCGCUCAAACACAACGUGGCCCACCGAAUUACUAGGGCCUCGGUUGAACUUCCCACCGCGUUCGUUUCGGCGGGCGGACUACCUGCGAACAAGCGCUGGGCGGAAUGGUACGAGUGCCACGACGCGUUAAGCGGCCGCCAGGAAACUACUUUUGCUUCUCAACCACCACAACCUCCUUCGUGA
Messenger RNA from Peniophora sp. CBMAI 1063, 390 nucleotides. The record is from the annotation of a GenBank genome assembly. NCBI's taxonomy places the organism in Eukaryota, Fungi, Basidiomycota, Agaricomycetes, Russulales, Peniophoraceae.